Messenger RNA from Sorghum bicolor (sorghum), 612 nucleotides. RefSeq names its product histone H4. Gene Ontology annotation, molecular function: structural constituent of chromatin; DNA binding; protein heterodimerization activity. The transcript has a single exon. Gene Ontology annotation, cellular component: nucleosome. Gene Ontology annotation, biological process: nucleosome assembly. Lineage: Eukaryota; Viridiplantae; Streptophyta; Magnoliopsida; Poales; Poaceae. The record is from RefSeq and is a predicted model, not a curated record. The coding region runs from base 87 to 398 and encodes 103 amino acids.
CGGUUCCCAAGCUCCCCCGCACACCAGAAAAAAAAAUUCCCCAAUUGUUUGUCUCUGUCAGUGAAGAGGUCGCGGCGGCGGCGGCGAUGUCGGGGCGCGGCAAGGGCGGCAAGGGGCUGGGCAAGGGCGGCGCGAAGCGCCACCGGAAGGUGCUCCGCGACAACAUCCAGGGCAUCACCAAGCCGGCGAUCCGGAGGCUGGCGCGGAGGGGCGGCGUGAAGCGCAUCUCGGGGCUCAUCUACGAGGAGACCCGCGGCGUGCUCAAGAUCUUCCUGGAGAACGUCAUCCGCGACGCCGUCACCUACACCGAGCACGCCCGCCGCAAGACCGUCACCGCCAUGGACGUCGUCUACGCGCUCAAGCGCCAGGGCCGCACCCUCUACGGCUUCGGGGGCUAGGAUGGGCUGGGCGCCCUCUCCUCCUUUGAGUCUGUUUACCGGUCCGAAACGACUGAAAUGUUAGCUGAUUUAUCGCGAGAGAAAAUACUAUUGGUUGACAUAAAAAAUACGGCUGAAAAGAAAAGCAAACGGGCUCAAGUUGAAGUGAACUGUGUUAUGUUCCAUCUCGAUUUCUAUAUUUAUAAUCUGUUUAAAUUUGUGUUGAUGUUUAUUA